AUGGAGCUCCUUCUUCGCCCGGCGGUGCUGGCACCCGCCCUGAAGGGCCGCCUCGAAGUUACGCAUGUUCCUCCAUACUGCCUGAUACAAGGGAAACCCGUCUCCCUCCUUGGCGCCCAAGAUUGGGUCAUCGACCAGCCUGAUUCGGUCCUCAACCGACUACACGCCCCCGACCCGUCCGUCGUCCACGACCCGGUCCACGACAAGCUCAUUACGACGAAUCUGACCAACCAGAUCGGCAACCUGGUCCCCGACGUCGCCGAAGAGACGGCCUGGGACGCUCCUCUUGCCAUGCAGAAGCUCGACAGCGUGAUGCGAGAGUCGGCUCGCCUCAACUCAUUCGUCACGGUCGGCCUGAGUCGUGUGGUGGUGGCCAAGGACGGCGUCGUCACGCCUGCGGGCGUCAAGAUCCCCCGCGGCGCCGCCGUCAGCGUCCCGAGCUACCCGGUCUCCCGGGACAACGAUAUCUACCCGGGCGCUGACGAGUUUAGGCCGUUCCGCUUCGCCGAGCAGCGCGCCGACGACAGCGUCGAGUACGUCAAGCAGGUCGCCAAGGCCUUCGCAACCACCAGCACCGACUACCCGGCCUUCGGCCACAGCCGGAAUGCCUGUCCGGGCCGCUUCUUCGCCGCCAACGACCUCAAGCUUAUUCUGGCACACCUCGUGCUCAACUAUGACAUUAGGCCCCGCAAUUCAUGGCUCGGCCUGAACAGGGUGCCGCCGCUCCAGGCCACGAUCCCAACUCGGUACUAUACUUAUAAGGCUGAGUUCAUGAGCAGGAUACUGAUAUAA
Messenger RNA from Thermothelomyces thermophilus ATCC 42464, 792 nucleotides. RefSeq lists its product as uncharacterized. The coding region runs from base 1 to 792 and encodes 263 amino acids. The transcript has 5 exons. The record is from RefSeq and is a predicted model, not a curated record. Gene Ontology annotation, molecular function: monooxygenase activity; heme binding; oxidoreductase activity, acting on paired donors, with incorporation or reduction of molecular oxygen. NCBI's taxonomy places the organism in Eukaryota, Fungi, Ascomycota, Sordariomycetes, Sordariales, Chaetomiaceae.